UCCUCGCUAGGCCCGCCCGGCGGCGCAUGCGGCGCGGGAGGCGGGGGAUGGCCGGAGAUGGCGGCGGCGGGCGCGGCGCUGCGGCGGUACCUGCUGCUGCUGGCGCAGGAGCACCUCGAGUUUCGCCUGCCGGAAAUAGCAUCUUUGCUCUCACUUUGUGGUGGACAGUUUAGCAGUCAGCAGGAAGUCCGUGUAAAUUCUCCGUUUUGGAUUCUCAAUAUUCCUUCAGAAGAGAUGGCAAGGGGGCUGAUGAAACGGACAGUAUGUGCAAAGUCUAUAUUUGAGCUGUGGGGUCACGGCAGAUCUGCAGGGGAACUCUAUGCCUCCUUGAAGAGCUACCCAGUGGACAAGAUGCUUCCUUAUCUCCAGCCAGACUCGACAUACAAAAUACAUAUUCAUACAUUUAAUAAGACACUGACCCAAGCACAGAAGAUAAAAAAAAUAGAUGCUCUUGAAUUUCUGCCAUUCAAUGGAAAGGUAAAUCUAAAGAAUCCGGAACACAUCUUCUGGAUUUUGGAAGAUUAUGGAACGGACCCUAACAAUGUCCCAGAAGAACCCUGUGAUCUGUAUUUUGGUAGAUGGAUUGCAGAUGGCCAAAGAGAACUUAUUGAGUCCUACAGUGUAAAAAAGAGACACUUUAUUGGAAAUACAAGCAUGGAUGCCUGUCUGUCAUUCAUCAUGGCAAACCAUGGGAGAGUAAAACCCAAUGAUAUUGUAUAUGAUCCAUUUGUUGGAACAGGUGGCCUCCUUAUCUCCUCAGCACACUUUGGAGCGUACGUCUGUGGUACUGAUAUAGAUUACAACACAAUCCAUGGAUUAGGCAAGGCAAGCAGGAAAAACCAGAAAUGGAGAGGGCCAGAUGAAAAUAUCAGAGCUAAUCUCCGACAGUAUGGUUUAGAGAAAUACUACCUCGAUGCACUGGUUUCUGAUUCUUCAAGACCAAUAUGGCGAAAGGGAGCGUUGUUUGAUGCAAUCAUUACAGACCCACCAUAUGGUAUCAGAGAAGCUACUCGCAGAACAGGCUCACAAAAGGAAUCAGUUAAAUCAUCUGAGAGAAGCACAGAAAAUCACAUCAUCAUAUCAUCCAGCUAUCAUCUGAGUGACAUCUUUUUUGACCUAUUGAAGUUUGCAGCAGAAUAUCUGGUGAUGGGAGGAAGAUUAGUUUACUGGCUGCCGAUAUACAGGCCUGAAUAUACAGAACAGAUCAUUCCCCGCCACCCAUGCCUGAAACUUAUUAGCAACUGUGAACAGAUGCUUUCCAGCCACACAUCAAGGCGCCUGAUAACCAUGGAGAAGGUGAAGGAAUUCAAGGAUCAAGACCAGAAUUCUUACUUGUUGGAUGGUCAGUACAUGCCAUACAAGGGACACAAUUCUUUCCGUGAGAAGUAUUUCAGUGGUGUGACAAAAAGAAUUGCCAAGGAAGAAAAAGACAACCAGAAGUAAAAUAUAAUAUAAACACAUUAAAAAAUGAGGAAGGAAUGAAGAUUCUGUUUCUUUGUAAAGACAUCUGGAUACGAACGUUCAUUUGGAUGCUUCAGAAAAAUAAAUACUGCUUUUAAUUUUAAAGCAAGAUGGAGCCCACAUCACAGGUUGAGAGCAGUUCUUUUUAAUUACCUUUGUUUAUAGCAGAUUUUAUUGUACAAUGUUUCUGAGUUUUAUUUAAUUUAUAUUUGUGCUUUCAAGUCCUAAUGAUGAUUGACUAAAACCAUUAUUAUUGUUCUUUCACCAUUAACAUUUACAAAAAGUAGUAGUGUUAUUUGGCUUCUUAAACUGUGAACAUCUGGCCGUUUUAGAAACACGUGGUGGUGAUCAAGGAUUGCUUAAUUAUGAAGAUCAGUUUCAUUUGCUUUGGGUUUUUUUCCUGUUGUUCCUUUUUUGUUGUUGUUUUGUUUUGUUUUCCUAAGUGGUAUACAGUAAAACAGAGAAGUUUGUCAUGAGAUUUUAUUUUUAAUUGUUGUUUGCAAUAACUGCUCAGACGGCUCCGGCUGAGGACUGUAGUGUUUAAAACAAGCAAACAAAAAAGCACUAACACAAAGAAACAAAUGCGUGUAUACACACAUGCACGCGUCUCUGUGACCUGACAAACACUGGAGAGCCUGUUAAACCCUGUGAAGUUUGUCCACAUCUGAAGCUCAUCUGUGCUUUGGAUUUGCUCUUGCAUUCCUAAACCUUGACUCUUGGUCAAGCCAACUGUCUGCAAUUUUUGGUUCAGAAAUUGAUAGUUAAAGCAGUAACAACAACAGCAUAAAAUCAGUAAUGGUUCCCUAAUGGUAUUAAGCCUAAUCAAAUCUUUGAAAUUGAAGCUGUAUUUGUCAAAGGGAAAACUUUGCUGAAUCCACACCGUGUCCAUCAUGAAAAUACCUCAUUUGAAAACCACUAAGCCCAUUAAUUCAGGAUGUUAAUGGCUCUUUUCGUUUUGGUGGUCAAAUAUUCUUCAAGAGGGCGUUGGUGAACGGAUCUGCUUGCUCCAACUAGAGAAAGCCUUGCUUCUUAAUUUGCUGCAAGCUACUGACUGUGGUCAUUUUACAGUCUUUGUAGGUAAUAAUCUAGAGCCUCUCCAAAAUCCCAGUCAUACCUAGGCAGGUAGGAAUCGUUGUGCAUUUGGUUGAGUUCAUUAACUGGAUUUGCUCUUCUGUGUGUUGUGGUCCUCAGCUGCAGCAGGGAGAGCUCAAAUAUUCAGUGACAACUUUGUCUGACCUUCUGGAUCUAAUCUGUGGUGGUGUAGGUAGUUCUGAAAUAGUGAUUUAUUUUCUCUGUUUACAUUAUAAAUCACUUUGUUUUGAGACUCUUAAUGUCAGCCGUAUAAUAGUUGUUCUGGGCUAAACUUGGAGGGAGAUGAAAGCUCAGAAAAUUUUCAAAAGCAGAACUUGAAUUGAUCACUUUCAAAUAUUACAUCAAGAAAUUACUGCUUCUGAAAAGCUGUCUUCAUGCAACUUCUGACUUCAAUUUUAGUAUUACAAUUUGACAUUCAGUCUUUAUUACUUUACAAAUUAAAAUUACUUUCUGUUCUUCAUAGGCAAGGAAUUUUUGUAGAUGGAUUUAUUAUGCACUUAUAACUUCAUUUUCUUAAAAGUUACUCUACAUAGACAUGAUAUAAAUGGUUAUACAAGAUGUAAGGUAGUGGCAAAUCUGGCUCUGUCUAUUUAAAGAGAAUGAUUUAGUUUAUUUCUCCUCUUCUUGGUCCAACUUUCAGUCCAUUCAGCAGCGGUGGUAUGGCCGCUGUUUAGCAGUUCAUACAUAACAGCUCUAUGAUUACAGAAGAAUACCAUUUUGAACAGAAACUGUAAGUGUAUUUGGGGUACUACAUCAACGUACACUAAUCAAAAAGUUUGGAAUUGAAAUCAGAUGUUCAAGCUCUGCUGAUCCCCAAAAUUAAAGCUAUCAUUUGGAAAUA
Molecule: messenger RNA, 3394 nt
Organism: Lagopus muta (rock ptarmigan)
Lineage: Eukaryota; Metazoa; Chordata; Aves; Galliformes; Phasianidae
Gene: TRMT11
Product: tRNA methyltransferase 11 homolog
Exons: 13
Coding region: 58-1443 (461 amino acids)
Biological process (GO): methylation
Cellular component (GO): cytoplasm
Molecular function (GO): nucleic acid binding
Source: RefSeq, a predicted model, not a curated record